Messenger RNA from Aspergillus tanneri, 660 nucleotides. RefSeq lists its product as uncharacterized. Lineage: Eukaryota; Fungi; Ascomycota; Eurotiomycetes; Eurotiales; Aspergillaceae. The record is from RefSeq and is a predicted model, not a curated record. The transcript is spliced from 2 exons. The coding region runs from base 1 to 660 and encodes 219 amino acids.
AUGGCUGAAGGGAGCUCCGUCACGGUCCCAUCCAGUCACACAUAUUCGGAGGAAAACUUCCGCCGGUGGCACAUCACAUACCUACAUCACAUUCUUCGGGGUUCAGCGCUCAGUGGACAGUGGACACGACGCAGCUCACUGGCGGAGAUCGAGCGUCAGGACAGGCUGAUUGGGGAGAUUACGGCCACCAAUGUUUCGUACCGCGAGCAACUGCACUUGGAGGAGAUCGCCCAUGCUCAGGCAAAGCAAGCCCUGGAGAUCGAACAGAAACUCCAUCUACAGGCGCAAGCUGUUAUCGACAGCCAACAACAACAACUUUCUUCCUGCCAAGCUGCUCUUUAUGCGACCCAGCAGUCUCUAGGGCUCGAGAGGCAGCAGCUGGAGGAGAUGGCAGCGGAAUUAGAUCGAACACAGAGAAAGUUUCAUCUAGUGGAUAGCUUGGUAGACACCAUGCUUCUCCAGGAAGACAGUGAGCUUGAGAUGUCUGACCGGUCCAGGCAAAUCACCGACCUCGUACUCGACCUAGAUAAGCAAAUGGAGGAAAGGUUUCGCGGUCUACUGUGGCAGAAGGAUGCGGAGAUUGCCGAGUUGCGGCGUGCUCUCGGGAGCCCAGAGAGAACAAACGACACCAAGAGAUCACAAAGCGAGUCUGGUAUCUAG